Messenger RNA from Dendrobium catenatum, 2595 nucleotides. Its product is annotated as protein transport protein SEC23. Gene Ontology annotation, biological process: intracellular protein transport; COPII-coated vesicle cargo loading; endoplasmic reticulum to Golgi vesicle-mediated transport. The record is from RefSeq and is a predicted model, not a curated record. Gene Ontology annotation, cellular component: COPII vesicle coat; endoplasmic reticulum exit site. Gene Ontology annotation, molecular function: SNARE binding; zinc ion binding. The transcript has 14 exons. Bases 127 to 2352 code for a protein of 741 amino acids. Lineage: Eukaryota; Viridiplantae; Streptophyta; Magnoliopsida; Asparagales; Orchidaceae.
AUAGAGCUACCGUCCUGACCGGACCAAAUAAAAUUUCUAUCGUAUUGACUUGAAAUUGAGCCGGCGGACUCGCCUAAAACCUAGAAGCCUGUCUUCUCUACCCUCAUUUUCGGCCCGCCGGCGGCGAUGUCUGUACGGGCUUCGCUCUUACGCUUCCCCGUCGACGCUGAGGCACAGGAGUCCUGCGGGAUCCCUUGGGGCGUAGCUGUGACGCCUUUCUCAUCAGGGGACGAGCACGGCGUAGCGCCGGCAUAUGGAUCUGACGGCCACCUCCUUCCCCGUUGCGAGAACUGCUGGGCAUAUUUCAACACCUAUUGCGAGCUCGAGCAGUGGGCAUGGACCUGCGCCCUCUGCGGAUCCCUCAACGGCCUCCCCUCCCAUGCCAUCCAGCGUUAUUCCCAGUCGCAGGCCUGCGCAGAGAUGAGCUCUUCCUUCAUAGAUCUCGAGCUCCCAGUGGAGGAAUCUGCGGAGGCAAUGCAAGCGCGGCCGGUCUACGUCGCUGCGGUGGAUUUGGCAUCUUCUGAAGAUUUUUUGGAGCUCAUCAAAAGUUCUCUUCUAGCUGCACUUGAAGCUCUUGGACCAGGGUCAUUAUUUGGGCUUGUUACUUUCAGCCAUAAGAUAGGGCUUUAUGAUGUUCAAGGACCCAUACCAGUUGUAAAAAAUGUUUUUAUACCACCUGAAACAGAGGGUAGAUUACCAAUCAACCUUGAAGAUGUGAUGCCAUUACUUUCUUUUUUGGCCCCUGUAGAAACCUGCAAGGACCGCAUUGCUGCAGCUCUUGAGACACUAAAGCCAACAACUUCAUGGGAAAGGACCACAGCUGCAGGACAAGGGCUAGAUGGUGUCUUGUUUGGAGGCCGUGGUUUUGGGACAGCAAUGGAUGCUCUUAUAAGCUAUCUGAGUUCUGAAUAUGGAAAUACAUUUGCAUUGGCUAGAGUAUUUGCAUUUUUAUCUGGUCCUCCUGAUUAUGGAGCUGGGCAGUUAGAUACAAGGCGAUAUGGAGAACAAUAUGCUAGUAGAAAGGAAGAUGCUGACAUGGCUUUGCUUCCUGAGCAGACACCAUUCUAUAAAGAUUUGGCUUCUAUUGCUGUUCAAGCAGGUGUCUGUGUGGAUUUAUUUGCCAUAACAAAUGAAUACACAGACUUGGCUUCUCUCAAAUUUCUUAGUAUAGAGAGUGGUGGUUCCCUGUUUCUAUACUCAAAUACGGAUGAUUCAACUCUUCCACAGGACAUGUACCGGAUGUUGAGCCGCCCAUAUGCCUUUGGCUGUGUGCUACGACUGAGAACAUCUUCUGAAUUCAAGCUUGGACGUUCUUAUGGCCAUUUCUUCCCAGAUCCGCAAUAUGAAAAUGUCCAGCAUAUCAUCUGUUGUGAUUCUUUUGCCACAUAUGCUUAUGACUUUGAGUUUGCUAAUACUUCUGGUUUCUCCAGGCAUAGUGAACCUCCUGUGCUACAGAUUGCAUUUCAAUAUAGCAUUGUUGUUCCUACGCAGGAGACAUUAGAUCCAGCAUCAAAAUCUGGUUCAAGGCCAAAGUUUUCCUUACAAAGAAGGCUAAGAAUUCGCACAAUCCAGUAUACAACAGCUGGUGGUAUCAAUGAUCUGUAUGACAACGUUGAUCCAGAAACGGUUUUAUCUAUCCUUGUUCACAAGGUUAUUCUAGCUUCCCUAGAGCAAGGAGUCAGGGAAGGCAGAUUGCUGCUGCAUGAUUGGCUUGUAAUUCUUACUGCACAGUACAAUGAUGUAUUUAAGCUUGCUCAUUAUGAUAGCGGAAGUCCAGUUUCGCGGGUUGAUGUUGGCUUCUCACAGUGCCCUCAACUGCAGCCCAUUCCUCGACUUGUAUUUGCUUUUCUAAGGAAUCCUCUUCUCCGCUUCCAUGAAGAAGGAGUACACCCUGAUUAUCGCAUUUAUUUACAAUGCCUUUUCAGUGCACUGGAACCCAGUUCCCUUAAUCUAGCAAUAUAUCCUCUGCUGACAUCAUAUGCUAGUCCAGACAAGCAAGCUUAUCCACGCCAUUCUUUGAGCCGUGCUGCUCUUAUAACCAGUGGAAGUCCCAUUUUUCUGCUUGAUGCUUUCACAAACCUCAUAGUGUACUAUUCUCCAACGGCUGAUCCAUCACUUCCAUUUCCGCCGCCCCAUGACUGUCUACUACGAAGCACGGUGAAUAAACUAAAGCAAGAAAGGAGCAUUACUCCUAGGCUCUUAUUCAUUCAUGGCGGUCAUGAUGACUCUUCAGUAUUCGAGAACUAUCUCAUUGAAGAGCAGGAUGUGGAUGGCACGGGUAUAACGAGCGUCAUGGGCUUUGUUUCAUUUCUCGAGGAGAUUACACGGGAUGUUUCCGAGUACCUUAAAUAGAGCACAGGCAAGUUGAAAUCAACUUUAUGGGUAAGCAAAGCUUUCCAGUCUUUGUUGAAAUGGAACAUAAUCACAAUGUGAAAUUGUGAGUAUUCUUCUUUAGUAGUUAUUUUGUGCGAGAGCUUAUUAACAUAUUUCAUUUUUUUAUAUGACUAAGAGAACUUCUGAAAAUUUUGUUAAUUUCAACGUGAUGUAUUUUAUGGCAAUUGCUAACAUCUAACACUGGAGUUUUUUGUUUAGUUA